AUGUCGAUCUUCGAGUACAAUGGGAGUGCACUGAUCGCAAUGGUGGGCAAGAACUGCUUCGCCAUAGCCAGCGAUCGGCGCCUCGGUGUUCAGCUCCAGACCGUCGCCACCGACUUCAAGAGAAUCAACCAAGUCCACGAUAGGCUCUUCAUCGGCCUCUCUGGCCUCGCCACCGAUGCUCAGACUCUGUAUCAGAGGCUGAUGUUUCGCCACAAGCUGUACCAGCUGAGGGAGGAGAGGGAUAUGAAGCCCGAGACUUUUGCCAGCCUCGUCUCCGCUAUUCUUUAUGAGAAAAGGUUUGGCCCAUACUUCUGUCAGCCUGUAAUUGCUGGGUUAAGUGAUGAAGACAGACCAUUCAUCUGCACCAUGGAUUCAAUUGGGGCCAAGGAACUAGCAAAAGAUUUUGUUGUUGCUGGUACUGCAUCAGAGUCCCUUUAUGGUGCUUGUGAGGCAAUGUUCAAGCCUGAUAUGGAAGCAGAGGAGUUGUUUGAGAUUGUCUCUCAAGCAUUGCUUUCAUCAGUAGAUCGAGACUGUCUGAGUGGUUGGGGAGGCCACGUCUUUGUUGUCACACCAACUGAAGUGAAGGAGAGAAUCUUGAAGGGAAGAAUGGAUUGA
Molecule: messenger RNA, 615 nt
Organism: Prunus armeniaca (apricot)
Lineage: Eukaryota; Viridiplantae; Streptophyta; Magnoliopsida; Rosales; Rosaceae
Source: the annotation of a GenBank genome assembly